AUGGAUUCGACGGACCCCGGUCCGUCGCAGGACAUCCCCGAUCAUGGCAUUACGCAAGCGCCGACUCCCCGAGACGACGACACCCCAUUGUCCGAACAAGCGACUACGGGAUCUACAGAAUCUACUGGCGGUGACCACAGCGCCGUUCUCGAUGAACGGCCACCGCCUCUUCCCCCGCGCCCAGGCACAUUGAAUCUGUUGGAUGAAGGAGGGGCAUCUCUUCGGGUACCGCGGCAGCCUGCACAACCAGCUCUCCAAUCCAGGGCUACAACGGCGGUAUCUCUCCCAGAUGUUGCUUCGCAAGAUACAGGAAAGGAUACUUUGGCUGUGCGCAAUUUACAAGGCGCACUGAAGGCGAAGGCGAGCCUCAGCCACUUAGCCAGCCCAAGAGGAAGCGAAGCUGGCGAUACUGCUAGUAUCAGGAGCACAAUACCUCAAGGAGAUCUAGGCGAUGUCGAUAAUGUCUUCGGUGACUUUUUGGCAACGGAGCCUGGGCUUAUCCGCCAGCCUAACACGGGACUCUUGCAAUUCCCGGAGUUCCAAGCUGACGACGUAGAAGACGAUUUUGCCUCGGAGUUUGAGCCAGUGGGAGACGUUGGCGAAGAAGGGGAGAACGAAGAACUGGUUCUGGAAAAUUGGAAGUCGAAACGCAAACACUAUAUUAUCCUCUCAGCUGCUGGCAAACCGAUAUGGACGCGACAUGGUGACGGUGGUCUGAUAUCGACCUAUGUUGGCGUCAUUCAGACUAUCAUCUCGUUCUAUGAAGAUUCCAAAGACCGCCUAAGCAGUUUCUCCGCCGGUGAUACAAAGUUCGUGGUGGUCAACAAGGGGCCUUUGUACCUGGCUGCGAUCAGUCGCAUGCUUGAGAGUGAAACGCAGCUCAAACUUCAGUUGGAAGCCCUGUACAUGCAAAUCUUGUCUACUUUGACUCUUCCAUCCUUGACCCACCUCUUCUCUAUCCGCCCUUCUACCGACCUCAAGCGGCCCCUCCAAGGCUCUGAGACGCUUCUAUCUACGUUAGCCGACAGCUUUACGAAAGGCUCCCCAUCCACACUACUUUCCGCAUUGGAAUGUCUCAAGAUCCGCAAGUCUCAUAGGCAAGCGAUCAAUAACACUCUUCUAAAGACCAAGGUCAGCGGCCUUCUCUAUGGCUUGGUCGUCGCAGGUGGUCGGCUUGUCAGUGUCGUCCGACCUAAGAAGCAUUCUCUGCAUCCCGGCGAUCUGCAGCUUCUUUUCAACAUGAUCUUCGAAGCCGAGGCUGUAAAAGCUGGUGGUGGCGAGAGCUGGAUUCCCGUGUGCCUACCAGGCUUCAACAGCAGUGGGUACCUCUACAUGUAUGUCAGCUUCCUCGAUCUCCGAGAGGACUCUGGCAAUACUGCCGACGACACAACCACGAAAGAGGAGUCUGUUGCUAUCAUCCUGAUAAGCGCCAAUAAGGAAAGCUUCUUCGAGUUGCAAGGCAUGCGCGAUGCAUUCGUCGAGCAACUAGAGAAGAAUGGCAGUCUCAAAAUCAUCAGAGAAGCCGUUGACAAGGGCCGCCCCAGCACAACAGACAUAGUUCCAGGGACCGUCCUGCACCACUUCCUUUACAAGUCACGGGCCAACGUACAAUUCACAAUGUCCGCGUAUGACCCCGAAUUUGCCUCGGUAUCCCGACGUCGCAGGCUGAUGUCCACCUACAAUAACCUACAUGCAAGCAUCCAUGCUAAGCACACCCAUGUCAAGAUCCACCACUGUGUCUCACAAUCCUCGAGCUCAUUUGCAUGGGUGACACCGGUGUUCGAAUUCUAUUGCGUUGCAAAUGCAAAUGCAAACCGCAAUGCAUUGGCGCAGAGCGCAAGCAAGAUAAUAGACUGGGUGCAUCAAGAAGAGGAGAGACUCUUCAUUAUUGGCGGAGCGGUAUUCUAA
Molecule: messenger RNA, 1908 nt
Organism: Aspergillus luchuensis
Lineage: Eukaryota; Fungi; Ascomycota; Eurotiomycetes; Eurotiales; Aspergillaceae
Gene: MON1
Product: guanine nucleotide exchange factor MON1
Exons: 5
Coding region: 1-1908 (635 amino acids)
Biological process (GO): vesicle-mediated transport; protein targeting to vacuole
Cellular component (GO): fungal-type vacuole membrane; Mon1-Ccz1 complex
Source: RefSeq, a predicted model, not a curated record